AUGGAAUAUCGUUAUUUAAUUCAUAAAACCCUUAUUGUUAAAAUUGAAGAUUCAAAUAAACGUCGUUUCGAUUUCAAAACAAAAGAGGCGUUCGAGUUCCUGAAACGCCAUCUUCGACCAAGCGAACGUGCACGCUCUGCAGUCGCACAGUUCAUUUCCAUCGUGGCGAUUGCUGGAAGAAGACAUCGAGACGUCGUCGAACACGGACGAGCGGGCCUGACCCUUCGCUGCCUGUGGAGUACGUGCGACCUGCGAGCGUCACCUGGUGCGGGUAGGUUUGCGUUUGCUGCUACCAGAGUCCUUCAGUUUUUAUACGAACAUUGUUACUGUGACGCUCUGAAUGUGAUGAAAUCACAUGGAGGCCACAAAAAUCAUAUCAAGCAAAUUGUUGAGAAUCGAAUGGCCAAGUAUCGAUUGAAAAUUGAACACUGACUCACUUCACCGGGAAUCGCUCUGAAAAUAAUUCAAAAUGUUCUUUCGACUACUGCUGCUCUGUACACUGACCCCUUCACCAGGAAUCGCUCUG
Molecule: messenger RNA, 526 nt
Organism: Ctenocephalides felis (cat flea)
Lineage: Eukaryota; Metazoa; Arthropoda; Insecta; Siphonaptera; Pulicidae
Exons: 5
Coding region: 1-432 (143 amino acids)
Source: RefSeq, a predicted model, not a curated record